AUGGACUCACUCAGUCUCGUUCGACCUCUAGCCAGUGCUAUCUACGGCCGCGUGCUGCUGGUUCGCCAUCGUAGCUCCGGUCGGUACUACGCGCUCAAAGUCAUGAGCCUGCCGCACAUGCGUGCGCAUCGUGCUGUGACCGGUCCGUACGUCCAAGAAGACGGAGAAACGGAGCUGCAGAUCUUACGCACGCUCGGAAGCAACUUUGUGUACUCGAGUAACGAGGAGUCUACAGAGGAACGCAACGAGAGCGACGUGUCCAGCUGGAGUGUGAGUCCUGUAUGGAACAACGGCGUGGAUGACAAAACCGUGAUGGCAGCGUCGCAAUUAGGCAGUCGGCACUUGCUGACUCUUCAUCACGACUUUGUGGACUGCACCACAAACACACGGUGUCUGCUGUUUGACUACUGUCCGUAUGGAGAUUUAUUCGCUCAUGUCGGCAGCCCCAAUGAUGUGUCGCUGGAUGUGGCGCGGUCAUGGUUCGGUCAGAUCGCGAGUGCCGUUCGAUUCCUGCACGCACGGAACGUGGCGCAUCGAGAUUUGUCUUUGGAAAAUGUGCUUUUGGACAGCUCCCGGCGCUGUCGACUGGCAGAUUUUGGACUAGCAAGUGCUACUGGGUCGUGCUGCUUUGGUACCCGCGUGGGUAAAGUUUUGUACAUGGCUCCAGAAGUUUUCUCGCGUCCGCCUUGUCGACCGGAUGCCAGUGCGAUCCCAACGACCGAAGGCUGCUACAAUGGACUACAAGCGGAUAUAUGGUCUCUUGGAGUGAUAUUAUUUAUUCUGGUGACGAAAAUCCCUCCGUUCGAGAAAGCCAGCGGCGCAGACGCUCGGUUUCGUCUAUUAUCGACGCCUGGUGGAUCCGUUCGUGACCUCUUCCGGGUCUGGGGGCAGGAGAGUCGACUGCCUUGUGAGCUGCGAGCGCUGUUGGACUGGAUGCUUCGUGUUGAUCCGCUCCAAAGACCCACAGCGGACCAGGUCUGCGACCACGAAUGGCUCGUUGACAAGAACCCGACCAAAGUAGCCGAAGAAAUGCCGACUAAAGCUGGCGAGAAGCGACCCAGUGAGGCUGAGCCGGAAGAAGAGGAGGAUGGAGAGAACUUAGAACCGCUGAAGAUGUCGAAUCGAAGAGACGAGUCCUGGACCUGCGGUAGCCCACGGAGCAACAAGAGAGUGAAACGGAUGGAGUAG
Messenger RNA from Phytophthora infestans T30-4, 1188 nucleotides. Its product is annotated as protein kinase. Gene Ontology annotation, biological process: intracellular signal transduction; protein phosphorylation. Gene Ontology annotation, molecular function: ATP binding; protein serine/threonine kinase activity. Bases 1 to 1188 code for a protein of 395 amino acids. NCBI's taxonomy places the organism in Eukaryota, Oomycota, Peronosporomycetes, Peronosporales, Peronosporaceae. The transcript has a single exon. The record is from RefSeq and is a predicted model, not a curated record.